AUGCGCUGGUCUCUAUCGCGAUAUGGCCAAUCUUCUAUUGCAUUUAAGCCGCCGACGGACAAGUUCAAGCCGGUGGACUUCGGUCGCGCUGUGUCUCCGGUACUCGCCGGACAUUCGUUGGUUCACGGCCUCUUACGCUCUGGAGAGCGUAGACUGGCUGGACUGCUGGCUCAGCAGAUGGUCGAAGAUGGAGUGACGCUCAAGUCCCAAACGGUUGAAGCUAUCCUGAGUACACUCCAGGUGGCGCCUCUUCGCACUCCAUCAGGUCCCCCACACGAUAAUUCGACGUUCCCUUCACUCGACAACGUUCGACCCCGCGAUCCUCUCACCGCCGCAGCCGUCGUACUGCUACGAGGCGCGUCAAAGCAACGGAAACAGCGCACACGAGCCAUAUUCGACAAGGUCAUCAGCUUGUGCUUAGCCCAGACCGAGAUCCUCGCCGCUUCCCUGCUCCUUGGGAUGCUUAUUGCUGUAUACCAGCAGCACGGGACGCACGUUGUAACUGGAUCCCUUGUCGCUCCCGUUCCUCAGGGCUCUCGAGCGGCCCCCAGUCAUCCGCGCAUCCGCGGCUCCGGUAUCGGUUGGUCCACGAAGUCUAUGGAGGCGAUAGUACAAGCCAUUGAGCCCCACAUACGCGCGGGACCUGAGGACGAUAUGUUCGAAGAGUGCAGCCAGAGUCUCGCAUUCAUAGCUCACGCAAUCGACACGCGUCAUAUGCCCCUUACUCGAACUGCAACACUCAUCAAGUUGCUGUACUCGUACCCGGAUUGCGACUCGCUCGUUUGGGUAGAGCGUGAAGGCGGGACCCCGGAGCGCAUACGUGCAUACACGUACUUCAACGACGUGCUCCUGAGACUUGUAGAGGGUCUUCCGUCGCGGCCUCCUCCCGAUGCUGCACCUACGCGUAGGCGAAAUCGCUUUCCAGGCUACUGGGAUAACAUGCGCAUCGUCGAGUACAACUCGCUAUUGCACUACGCCAUCGAUGAGCGCCGCUCUAUACCGCUCAUGCGACGCGUACUCGAGCACAUGCGCGAAGCCCGUCAACCGUCCAUUGAACCGAACAACGUCACACACUCUAUCACUCUUCGUGGACUGCGACUUGCGCGUCGGAAUGAUUUGGCGGAAGAUGCUGUUGGCAAGAUGAUUGGGCGAGAGCAGAAGGGUUCUUCUACUGCUAAGGACAAGGAGCAGACUGCCACUCCUCGACCGGCGUCUCGGCCCAGCAAUCAACGUGGGUUACAUACCUCCUCGGUAGUGGACGGGUCCCAGGUCCCCGCGGCUCCUCUCAAGCGUCUCAUGCGCGAGAAUAUGGAAGCCACUAUGCAAUACCCCGCCGCCGCCGAACCCGCUCAGAUGGAUCCCGACACGCUCGUACAGUACAUUCUGCACCUCGUCGAAGCAGGACGCUUAUCCGACGUUGCACCACUCUUCUUCGAACUCUUCCCCGAGCUUAGCAUCGAAGAUCAUGAUGAGCGGCGCGCCGCGCGCCGUCACGCUAUCGAACGCGCCAUACAGUACGGACCAGACUUCUUCGCGACAUUGCUCUCGGCAAUGCAGAAGGCUGGCAAAACUGGUACGGCGGAGAGAGUGUGGGGUCUUGCGAAGGUGGCUGAACAGCGUUCAUGGACUGCUGCACCGUCGUGGGUGCUUCCUGUUCACGCGUACACGACGAUGAUUGCCAUCUAUCAUCGCGAGAGCCGCCGCGUCGAGGAGGACCCCUUCGGCGACAGCGACGACGAGUCCUCCGACUCCCGCGCUGUGGGCUUCGGCCGCUUCAUACCCCCCGAGGCCAUUCAAGAGGUGCACAACGCGGCUCGUCACCGUGCUGUCGUCGGACGCGCUAUGGCGUUCAAGGUGUACAAGGAGUUCAUGACUGUAUCGUCGCGCGAGGAUAUACCGCUCAAGGCGCCGCGUCCCGACGCUCGGUUCUUCAAGACUGCUCUGCGUCUGCUGGAUCUGGACAAGAGACGUAGUAACGACUAUUGGAGGGACAAGUUCAACGCUACGACACACGCGUACCUCUCUUAUGGAGAGUUACCCGAGGGGUGGACGCCCGAGCUACAGCGCAUCGCGGACGACAUGGACGCUGCAGGAUAUGCUCUGCCGUUGGCUCAUCGGGCUCUCCUUGUGGGUCGCUGGAACCCCAAAGUCCGCCAGGAGGAGGUUGAGGUCGCGUCCCGCCGACCAUUCGUGUUCCCUCCGUUGCCGCAGAAUGAGCAUUCCGCCACCACGCUGGGGACGGCGAAGUCUAAAGGCUUGCCUAUCAGGCGUAUGAAGCCGAAGGCACCAUCUGCAAAGCCGCGCAGAGAGCAAGCGUAG
Peniophora sp. CBMAI 1063 is the source of this 2319-nucleotide messenger RNA. NCBI's taxonomy places the organism in Eukaryota, Fungi, Basidiomycota, Agaricomycetes, Russulales, Peniophoraceae. The record is from the annotation of a GenBank genome assembly.